Messenger RNA from Poecilia reticulata (guppy), 3293 nucleotides. Its product is annotated as SH3 domain-binding protein 4-A-like. Gene Ontology annotation, molecular function: protein binding. The record is from RefSeq and is a predicted model, not a curated record. NCBI's taxonomy places the organism in Eukaryota, Metazoa, Chordata, Actinopteri, Cyprinodontiformes, Poeciliidae. Gene Ontology annotation, cellular component: cytoplasm.
UCCGUUAGACCGGAGCAGUAAUGGCUAGAAGUGGCUCGUCUGUUCAGUUUUCACCGCUACAAACUUCGCCGACUCCAAAUGAGAUGCGUUAUGUAUUACUUUAAUUUCAAAUUUGCUUUAUUUUUCUUUCCGAAGACAAAUGAGUCGAGAAGAAACGUCAAAAGAGAGGCAGAAGAGUAGUGAUCGUCUUCUCCUUCAGGUCCCGACACUUUGUGCUGGGACCGCUUCCAGCGAGCCAGAGGCCACCAGCUACCGAUGACUCCAUAAGCAGCGGCCAUGGCUGCCCAUCGAAUCAUUCGAGUGAACAACAAUCACAUCCUCCCUCGCUGUAAGUCUGAGGGGACGCUCAUCGAGCUGAAUGAGGGGCCGGCCGGGGCCAGUCUCGGUGAUGUUAAAGUGCCUUCUCCCAGUGCCUUAAAGCUCGACAGUCAAGACUCCCUUGGAGCUGCUCAGGAGGUGGUUGCUAUCAAGGAUUAUUGCCCAAGCAGCUUCACCACCCUGAAGUUCUCCAAAGGGGAUCGCCUCUACGUACUGGACACGUCAGGCGGGGAAUGGUGGUACGCCCACAACAACACAGAGAUGGGAUACAUCCCAGCCGCCUACGUCCAGCCGGUCAACUUCAGGAACUCUUCCCUAAGCGACAGUGGGAUGAUUGACAGCCUCGGGGAGGGGUGUGAGGAUGGCGGGAAGGAGUUCGGAGGUCUUGGGGAGUGGAUGGGGAUGAGCCUGAAGCCCUCUACCAUUUACAACAACACCCCGUUUUCUGUGAACCCUUUCAUCUGUCCGCUAAAUCAAAACUCCAAUGACGUAAGCAUGAGGAACUCGGCGGAUCUUAUCUACUUGGACUCUCUGGCAUCACCGUCGUCUUGUUCUAACAGUUGUUCAAUCAUGAGCAACGGGUUUAGCAGCUGCCAUAUUAAUAGCCUCAACUCAACUAGUCCAAAUCAAGAGGUUACAUCCAACUUCCAGACUGAAAACCCCUUUUUUAAGAACAAACGUUCCCACAGUCUGUCAGAACUCUCUGUCUUACAGGCGCAGUCGAAUCCAACUUUACCUUCGUCUGGGUUCUUUACGGGCCUGACGGCUCCUUUACCGGAGCAGUUUCAGAGCAGAGAGGACUUCAGGACUGCCUGGUUGAACCACAGAAAAUUGGCUCGGUCUUGCCAUGACCUGGACUCUUUGGGCCAGAGUCCCGGAUGGGGGCAGACCCAACCGGUGGAGACCAAUAUCGUCUGCCGGCUGGACUGUAACGGAGGAGUUGUUCAGCUUCCUGACACCCACAUCAGCGUACACAUCCCUGAGGGCCACGUCAGUCAUGGAGACUACCAGCAGAUCUCCAUGAAAGCCUUACUGGACCCCCCUCUGGAGCUGAACAGCAACCGCUGCACCACGGUAAGCCCAGUGGUGGAGAUCAAGCUCAGCAACAUGGAGACAAAGUCGUUCCUAACACUGGAGAUAAAAGUGUCAGUGGCUGUGAAGAAGGAGAGUUGUCAUGCUGCCGAUGUGCUUUGUGUGCGCAGCGACUGCAAGGAAGGACCUUACACCCCGAUACCCAAUGCCUACAUCUUCAAAGACACAGUUCAGGUACAGCUGGAAAGUCUGGAGCCUUGCAUGUAUGUAGCGGUUGUUGUUCAGGCACAGUACGUCGGACACAACACAACAGUCUGGGACCAUGUGCAGAGGAAAGUCAGUCUGGGUGUUUACGGACCUAAACACAUCCACCCCUCGUUCAAGACUGUUGUGGCCAUGUUCGGGCAUGACUGCGCCCCCAAAACUUUGUUGGUGAGCGAUGUGACAUGGCAGGCAGCAUCGACUCCACCUGUGGCACUGCAGCUGUGGGGGAAGCAUCAGUUUGUGUUGCCGUUCCCUCAGGACCUGCAGAUUGGACUCUAUUCCAACAUGUCCAACUACCAGGUGAAGGCGAGUGAAGGAACCGGGAUAAUCCGGGGGUUUCAGGUAAAGCUAGGGAAGGUUAGCAGGCUGCUCUUCAUGAUCACGUCGCACAACCCCAGCAGUAUCUCAGACUUUACUCUCAGGGUUCAGGUUAAGGACUCUUUAGACUGCAUCUUGACCCAAUUCUGCGUCCAGACGCCACAGCCACCACCAAAAACUGGAGCGAGGAUCACUGGCCAGCGGAGAUUCCUGAAAAAGAGAGAGGUUGAUAAGAUCGUACUGUCGCCUCUGGCUGUCACCUCAAAACACCCAAAGUUUCAGGAUCGGUGCGUUACCAACCUGAAGUUUGGUAAGCUGAUUAAAACGGUGAUCAGGCAGCACAAGAACACGUACCUKCUGGAGUACAAGAAGGGGGACGUUAUCGCCUUACUCAGUGAAGAGAAAAUCAAGCUACGAGGGCAGCUCCGGACCAAGGAGUGGUACAUUGGAUACUACCAGGGAAAGCUGGGGCUGGUUCAUGCCAAGAACGUUCUAGUUCUUGGCAAAGUCAAGCCCAUUUACUGGUGUGGGCCAGACCUCACCACCACAAUGUUGCUGGAUCAGAUCCUGAAGCCUUGCAAGUUCCUCACCUACAUCUACGCAACUGUGAGGACGGUCCUGAUGGAGAACAUGGGCAGUUGGAGGGCAUUUGCAGAUGCACUUGGAUACGGGAACCUGCCCCUGAAUUAUUUUUGUCGGACAGAACUGGACAAUGAGCCGGAGAGAGUAGCAUCGGUUCUGGAGAAGCUAAAGGAGGAGAGUACUAACAUGGAGAACAAGGAGAGGAAGUCCUUCCAACGGGAACUCAUGAUGGCGUUGCUGAAGAUGGACUGCCAGGGUUUGGUCGCUAAGCUGGUUCUGGACUUCGUCUUGCUGACCACGGCAGUGGAGGUGGCGUCCAGGUGGAGGGAGCUGGCCGAAAAGCUGGCCCGAGUUUCCAGGCAGCAGAUGGAGGCUUACGAAGCUCCGCACCGUGACAAGAACGGCGUCCUGGACAACGAGUCCAUGUGGAAACCAGCGUAUGAUUUCCUGUUGACGUGGGCAGCCCACGUUGGGGACAGCUACCGGGACGUGAUCCAGGAACUCCACCACGGCCUGGACAAAAUGAGGAACCCCAUCACUAAGAGGUGGAAACACCUGACGGGGGCGCUGAUCCUCGUAAACUGCCUCGAUACCCUCCGCAGUGCCGCUUUCUGCCCCACAGGCUACGGGGACUUUGCUGUUUGAGCGUUCUGUCCCUCUUGGCAUUUAAACGCUCCAGCACAUGGUGGGAAUGAUUCAAACCCAUUUUUAAAACCAGAAUAUGGCCGAAUCUCAAGGCUUUGUCCAGCAUCUUAUUAUCAGGAUAUAUGGAAACCUUA